AUGGCUCCCGCCGACGACAUCUAUGUCAUCAACGGCUUCUACAGCUCGAUGCGGAGAAAGUACACGGCGCCAGGCGCCUCCGUCUACUACUUCUCGGUCGAGUGGGACUCGUCGCUGAUGUCGUGGGCCGAGUUCCGAGGAGAGGUGCUGGGCGCCACUGACCCGGAGCGUGCCAGCGUCGGCUCGAUGCGCUGGCAGAUCAUGCAGGACUGGGCGGCGCUCGGCCUCGUCGCGAAGCCCGACGUCGGCGACAACGGCGUGCACGGCUCGGCGAGCCCGUUCGAGGCGCUGGUCGAGCGGCUCAACUGGCUGGGCGCCUCACUCGACACCGACGAGACCGCCAGGGCCAUCGUCUCCGCCGGAGAUCCGCAGGUGGACGUGGGGGACGGGAACAUGGUGUCUGUCUUUGACGCCUUCGAGGACCUCUCCAUCGGUCCGAUGCUCAAGAAGGCGCAGGAGCUGGGAGGAGACGGGCUGGCUGCGCAAAAGCUGGGCGGAGACCCGUUUGAGGACGCGCCCGACUUCUCGACCAACCAGGCGGGCGCAUUCCUCUUCAUCAAGCCGCACGCCGUGACUGACGGCGCCAGCAAAGCUGCUCACGCCGCCGCCGCCUCCUCCGCUGCUGCCGAGGGCCUUCCGUCCCAGCACUAG
Molecule: messenger RNA, 651 nt
Organism: Emiliania huxleyi CCMP1516
Lineage: Eukaryota; Haptophyta; Isochrysidales; Noelaerhabdaceae
Exons: 5
Coding region: 1-651 (216 amino acids)
Source: RefSeq, a predicted model, not a curated record